This is a messenger RNA of Striga asiatica, 480 nucleotides long. Lineage: Eukaryota; Viridiplantae; Streptophyta; Magnoliopsida; Lamiales; Orobanchaceae. The record is from the annotation of a GenBank genome assembly.
AUGGUAUUGUCAUGCAAAUUACCAUUCCUCUAUCCGCUUAAGUCCCGCCAGCGACAUCCUAUUCCAAAACCGGCCAUCACUUUCACAUUUCUCAAAGAAAUCAGCAAUCUUGUUGCUCGACUCAUCCCCGCUGUUUGGAUUGAUAUGGAAGCCCGAGACCCCAUCGACUAUAAUCUCGGCGGGCCCCCCUUGAUUCGUGGCAAAAGUGGGCAGCCCAUAGUUGAUGGCCUCAAUAACUGUCAAGCCAAAAGCUUCAUACAACGCGGGCUGCACGAAAGCUCCUUUUGUGUCGGCUACACAACGAUAAAGCUCACUGUUUCUAUAUCUGUCAGUUUGAGCAGCUAUCCAUCUCAUCUGCCCCUUCAGUUGUCACCUGAGAAAACUUCUCAAGGCACUACUGGUUCUGAAAUCACCAAGGCUAAUUCAGCAGACUUGGCCAAUUCUUGGUUUCUGAUAUUGAGAAGAUCUGAUUUGGAGUGA